This is a messenger RNA of Miscanthus lutarioriparius, 1200 nucleotides long. NCBI's taxonomy places the organism in Eukaryota, Viridiplantae, Streptophyta, Magnoliopsida, Poales, Poaceae. The record is from the annotation of a GenBank genome assembly.
AUGGAUUGCCCCAAGACCGAGAGUGGCGAGGUCGCGGUGGCCUGCCCGCCCGACGACUCCCUUGUGGAGAUCUUCUCGCGCCUCCCUGCCAAGCCUCUCUUCCGAUGCAAGUGCGUCUCCAAAAAUUGGUGCGGCCUCAUCGCCGACCGCCUCCGCUGCCGGAAGUUCCCCCAAACCCUAGAAGGCUUUUUCGCCGGCGACGGAGUUGAGAGCUACGGUGGUUUCAUCUGCCCGGAGAGGCCGGUGCCUCUCGUCGACCCUUCCUUCUCCUUCCUGACGAAGUUGCCAGAGAUUAAGAAGAUCGUCCUUUUGGAUUCCUGCAACGGGCUCGUCCUCUUUGGGCACAGACGGGUUUCAGAAAAGUAUGAUUACUCGCUGGGCUAUAUUGUGUGCAACCCCGCCACCGAGGAGUGGGUGUCUGUGCCCAACUCCGGCUGGACUCCAUGUCCAUUGAUUAACAGUGAUGAUAAACUGAACCAAGAUUGUGAUCCGGACACCUAUUUGAUUUUUGACCCGGCUAUCUCUCCACACUUUCAGUUGAUCCAGUUUCAGUUUAGGUUUGGAGUUAAGUCUUACCUGCCAGAGGUGCACAGCUUCUCUUCUGUAGCUGGGGCAUGGAGGCUCGAACUCAAACUCAAAGGUGUACCGGGCCUGCCACCUGGCAUGAAGGUGGACACAGGGGCAGCGUGCCCCUUUAAAGGCAUGGUGCACGUGCGUGCCCAGCAUCCCUACCUCCCUUCUGAAAACCUGAAUAUGAUACUUGCAGUUGGUGGGGAAGGGAGGCCAUUUAGGACCCUGCACUGGCCACAAAAUGAUCGCGGUGUUCUUGUUUUUAUUGGUCAAUCCCAAGGGCACCUACAUUGCCUGAGUGGAUGUACGGGAAACAGUUCCCAGAUGACUGAACUGUCCAUUUGGGUUCUUGAGGACUACAAUGCAGACAAAUGGGUUCUGAGGGACAAUGUGAGCUUCUCCCAGCUGUUUGGAAGAAUGAGCGGCCGUUUCCACUUGGACUGGGAUGUGGUUGCCAUUCAUCCAGAUCGUAGUUUGGUCAUCUUUGCUGAGUAUUGGAAUUGUAAGCUGAUAUCAUAUGACAUGGAUAAGGAAGUGCAUGCUCUCUGCAGUCUACAUGGCUAUCAUCGGCAUAUUAUCCCAUAUGUUCCUUAUUUUGCAGAGUCAGCGGCGCUCGCUAAGAAGCACUGA